ACUGCAUUUAUAGUUGGAGCAGGCUGCAUAUAUUGGGAUGCAAAAUUGACACUAUAGCAAAUGUCUGACCAGGUGAACGUGAGAUAUUGCAACCUUCAAACAAGACUUUGAUUGCUUUUAAUGCCAUAAAAUAUGAGGUCACCUGACCAUUUUCGGGGAGAUUGGCUUUUAAUCUGUCAUGUUAUCUCUAAAUUCUUUUGUACUUCUCGUUUUAUGCGCAGACUAACACUUCUCAUGGGCCCGCCUGGCUGUGGAAAGACCACCUUGCUGCUUGCAGGAAAGUUAGAUAAAUCGCUACAGGUCUCUCCUUGCUUUUUGAUUCCCUAUUUGUGUAGUAUCUACUAAUUCUAAACCCACUAAUGGACUGAAAAAUGUUCUAGCUUGUAGUUGAUUGGUGAGAUUUCAUACAACGAGUAUAAGUUAAAUGAAUUUGUUCCACAAAAGACAUCUGCUUACAUAAGUCAAUACGACCUUCACAUCCCAGAAAUGACAGUGAGAGAAACCCUUGAUUUUUCUGCCAGGUGCCAGGGUGUGGGAAAAAAAACUGAGAUGAUGAUGGAACUGAAUAAGAAAGAAAAAGAAGCUGGAAUCAUGCCAGAUCAUGAUAUAGACAUUUAUAUGAAGGCUACAUCAAUUGCGGGAUUGAAGAGAAGUCUUCAAACGGAUUACAUUUUGAAGAUUCUUGGAUUAGACAUAUGCUCUGACACUAUUGUGGGCAAUGCCAUGAGAAUCGGCAUCUCUGGUGGACAGAAAAAAAGGUUAACCACAGGGGAGAUGAUUGUGGGGCCCACAAAGACUCUUUUCAUGGAUGAGAUAUCAACUGGAUUGGAUAGUUCAACUACAUAUCAGAAAGUCACAUGUCUUCAACAAUUUGUACACAUCACAGAUGCCACGGUGUUGAUAUCUCUGCUCCAACCAGCACCAGAGACAUUUGACCUCUUUGAUGAUCUCAUAUUGAUGGCAGGGGGCAAGAUUGUUUACCAUGGUCCUCUGUCCAUGCUCUUCAGUUCUUUGAGGAUUGUGGUUUCAAGUGCCCAGAAAGGAAGGGUGCUGCUGAUUUCCUUCAAGAGGUAAUAUCUAGAAAGGAUCAAGCACAGUAUUGGUACCGAUCAGAACCGUAUGCAUAUGUAUCUAUAGAUCAGUUCGUGAAGAAAUUUAAAGCAUCAGAUGUUGGUCAAAAACUAUUAAUGG
This is a messenger RNA of Nymphaea colorata (pocket water lily), 1191 nucleotides long. Its product is annotated as pleiotropic drug resistance protein 3-like. The coding region runs from base 487 to 1074 and encodes 195 amino acids. The transcript has 6 exons. Lineage: Eukaryota; Viridiplantae; Streptophyta; Magnoliopsida; Nymphaeales; Nymphaeaceae. The record is from RefSeq and is a predicted model, not a curated record.